This is a messenger RNA of Juglans microcarpa x Juglans regia, 1655 nucleotides long. RefSeq names its product heterogeneous nuclear ribonucleoprotein 1-like. The record is from RefSeq and is a predicted model, not a curated record. Lineage: Eukaryota; Viridiplantae; Streptophyta; Magnoliopsida; Fagales; Juglandaceae. Gene Ontology annotation, molecular function: RNA binding. The transcript is spliced from 2 exons. Bases 111 to 1412 code for a protein of 433 amino acids.
UCUUCAUUUUUUCAGAUGCCUAACUCGGCGUCGUUUUCAAUCAAAACCCUAACCAUCCCUUCCCUCCCCGAUUGAGUCGGAGGAAGAGAGAGAGAGAGAGAGAGAGAGCGAUGGAUUCGGACGAAGGAAAGGUUUUCAUAGGAGGAAUAGCGUGGGACACGACCGAGGACACUCUGAGAGACUACUUCGGCCAGUAUGGCCAGGUCUCCCAGGCCGUCAUCAUGCGCGACAAGCCCACCGGCCGCCCUCGUGGCUUCGGCUUCGUCGUCUUCUCCGACCCUUCCGUCCUCGACAGUGUACUCCAGGAUGGACACACCAUCGAUGGCCGUACGGUGGAGGUAAAAAGGGCUUUAUCAAGAGAAGAACAGCAGACUUCCUCUAGAACUGGAAAUUUUAAUGCUGGCAGAGCCUCUGGAGAGGGAGGAAAUUUUAAGACCAAAAAGAUAUUUGUUGGAGGGUUGCCUUCCAACCUGACAGAAGAUGAGUUUCGUCAGUAUUUUGAAAGUUAUGGACAAGUAACUGAUGUGGUAAUCAUGUAUGACCAGAAUACUCAACGGCCUCGUGGUUUUGGUUUCAUAUCGUUUGAAACUGAGGAUGCAGUUGAUAGAGUUCUUCGCAAGACGUUCCAUGACUUGAGUGGUAAAGCAGUUGAGGUAAAACGAGCCCUUCCGAAAGAUGCAAAUCCUGGUGGUGGGGCACGGGGUGGGGGCUAUCAAGGUUAUACUGCCUCUGGUGCAAAUUCAAAUACAUUUGAUAGUCGGACAGAUGGCAGUAGAUAUAUGCAGCCUCAAACUACUGCAGGUGGUUUCCCACCGUACCCUGGCUAUGGUGGACCUGGCUAUGGUUAUGGUGGUUAUGGCAGUUAUGGUGUUGGUGGUUAUGGAAGUGCAAGCACUGGAUUUGGCGGUCCUACAGGGGCAUAUGGCAACCCAAAUGCCCCUAAUGCUAGUUAUGGAAGUGGGGCGCCUGGUGGGUUUAAAAAUACUUGGAGUGGCCAGCCUUCUCCUGGGUAUGGCAUUUCAGGCUAUGGUGGGAAUGCAGGGUAUGGAACUGCAGCUUCUUGGAAUUCUCCAGGUAAUGUUGGUUUCAUUUCUGCCCCACGGGGUCAAUCUCCAAGUGGGGCUUCUGGGUAUGGGAAUCAAGUUUAUGGAUACAGUAAUUAUGGUGGAAGUGAUAAUCCUUAUUCUGGUGGGUAUGGGGCUGCAGGAGGGCGUGGUGGAAGUGCCCCAAGUAGCAAUGUUGGUGCUGGUGGAGCAGAGCAACAGGGGAUGGGUGGUGGCUACAUGGGUGGUGGCUAUGGUGACACAAAUGGAACUUCAGGGUACUCCAAUGCAGGAUGGAGAUCGGACCCUUCACAGGCCACUGGCGGUUAUGGGGCUGGCUAUGGUGGAACUCUGUCCAGGCAGGCUUAACACUAGUGAUCCAGUGAUUUGGUUUUCUAUCAAACGAACAGUUAUGGAAAGAGUUUGUACUUCCCCGCUUGUAACACUGUAGAAAAAAGGAUGGUCACAGAACAUGGAUGGGUUGGAUCACUUUAUUAUUCUCAGGUUUGAUUGCUCUAUUUCCCUAGUAGUAGGCAGUAGCACCUCUGUUGUUGUUUUAUUGUGACAAGAAGUUUUUGGUAGUAGUAAUUAAUAUUUGUCCUUUUACCUUUA